Chiloscyllium plagiosum (whitespotted bambooshark) is the source of this 2104-nucleotide messenger RNA. Its product is annotated as cysteinyl leukotriene receptor 1-like. Gene Ontology annotation, biological process: G protein-coupled receptor signaling pathway. Gene Ontology annotation, molecular function: G protein-coupled receptor activity. NCBI's taxonomy places the organism in Eukaryota, Metazoa, Chordata, Chondrichthyes, Orectolobiformes, Hemiscylliidae. Gene Ontology annotation, cellular component: plasma membrane. The record is from RefSeq and is a predicted model, not a curated record.
GAGUGCUGGGGUGGAAGUAGUGCUGUAAUCAAGUUCGCGCAAGAGAGUAGAUGACAGUCAGUAGCUGUCCAACAUAUAGUCUUCAAGUGAAUCGAAACUCUAUGAAAUAAAGAUGAUGACAACAAACGAAGUCCUGCACAAGAACUCUACAAUCACAAACAUGACUAUGAAUGGAACUGUAUGUCCAGAAAAUCAUGGUUAUAAAUACAUGGUCUACUCCACUGUGUACAGCGGUGUAUUCGUCAUUGGGUUGCUGUCAAACAUGCUGGCUCUGUUUGUGUUCUACCGCAUUGCGAAGAGUAAGAAUUCCAGCACAGUCUACCUGAUGAACCUCGCCAUUGCUGACCUCCUCUUUGUGCUCAGCCUUCCCCUGAGGAUUGUCUAUUAUCUAAGAGAAGGAGACUGGCCAUUCAGGGAUUUCCUGUGUCGAGUGUCCACCUACACUUUCUACGUCAGCAUGUAUUGCAGUAUAUUUUUCCUGACUUGCUUGAGCAUAUCUCGUUUUUUGUCCACAGUCCAUCACAUGAGGCAUCAAAGAAUUUUCACUUUCCGCCGGUGCGUCAUAGCAUGUGUUAUAAUCUGGCUCUUCGUGGGUGUAGCUGCAGCACCCUUCCUGUUGUCAGGGAGCGAAGCUCACCAUGGCAAAAUCAAGUGCUUUGAGCCUGUGAUUGCCAAGAGCUGGACUCGCAUUGCUAAGAUGAACUACUUUGCACUGACUGUUGGAUUCCUUAUUCCUUUUAUCAUCAUUCUCAUCUGCUACUCUUUGAUGAUAAAGUACUUAAUGGGGGUUAGUUGGCAGUCAAGACGAAUCAAGAGGGACAUAGCCAUGAUUGUGCUGGUUCUGUGCGUGUUUUUUAUCUGUUUCCUUCCCUACCACAUGCAAAGAACAGUGCAUUUGUAUUACCUGGUCCAUCACCACACUGACUGUGAUCUGGAAAACAUUCUCCGCAAGUCAGUGGUGGCUACGCUGUGCCUGGCAGUGGCCAACAGCUGCUUUGACCCCCUGCUUUACAUUUUUGUGGGGCAAGGGUUUAGAACAUUUGUCAGGGCAUGGCUGAAGAGAAAGGAAUCUAACGUCUCGUACAGCUCCUCCAGUAGCAAGCUUUUCAUUAGCGCUGCAUUCAUCCAACAAGGACGGAUGCUGGAGUCGUCCGCAGGACCAAUAAAGCCAACCCAGACUCUGUUGUGUGAAGGAGAUGAACUGUUAAAUGAAAAAACUCAAGGAGACAAUAAAUUCUCAAGCAAAACAGAAAUCGGUGAUCACUUCAAGCGAAACAGCCCAUAGUGACUUCUCGAAAGCUUCCUUUCUAGAUGAGGCUUGCUAGAUGAGGAGAGCUUUUUUGUCUCCUCAGCAGGUCGAUUGACUGCUAAAGGUUUUGUAUGAAAGGAGUUCCUUAGGAAGAAAAUAUGACAAAGUGUUUUGAUGGUGACAGUCGGGAAAGUGGGAAUUUUCUAGCAUUUGCCACUUUAUCAAAACAGCAGUAAUUCCUGAGCCGUCGAAGGGAGGUGUCAAGAAGCGUGGGAUGUGGAGGAGGAACUGGAAGAGCUACAAUAUUCGUUGUAUCUUAUCAACUGAUUAUAGAACCACAAGACAGAGAGCAUGGUAGAGUGUGACUUUAAAAGAAAGGGUAACAAAGGUAGCUUGCUAAUCAUAUACAUUAGAACAUUUUUAAAUAUAUAAAAAAACAUUCAGUUCAGUCACUGAUUAUACCACUGGUGCCAAACAUUUUAAGAUUUAUUUGAAAGAUAUCAUAAAGCAAGUAUGUUGAGAGUUAGACCUCUGACCUGAAGAAUUCCAAAAUGGCCCACUUCCUGUUCCUUGCACUCCAGCAAUAUUGGCUCUACCCACAGCACAGGCCAUGUCACCCAAAAUCACUCCCGUCCUGAAAUCCUACAGACAAUAGCUCACAGACAGUGUUCCACAGAGAAUACUCCAUAGAAAAUACCUUUCAGGGAAUAUCCCAAGAGGGUAUCCCACCAUAAAUUCCCACAGAAAAUACCCCAUACAGUGUACCCCAAAGUGAGUCAAUGAGUCAUACAGCAUGGAAACAGACCCUUUGGCCCAACCAGUCCAUGCUGAACACAAUCCCAAACUAAACUAGUC